AUGUUUGAACAGAUGAAGAUAUUGAAUAGCGCUCGAGGCGCGAGCAUGGAGACUCUGGCAGACGCACACCGUGGAAAUGUAGAAAAGCUGAAGCAAGAGCAUGGGGCUGAGCUGAAGUCGCAACUUGCAGAGAUUGAGAAUUUGAAGCAAGAACAGAGGGCUGAGCUAAAGCGAUAUCGUGCAGAGAUUGAGAAGUGGAAGCGAAAGCAUGCGUCUGAGCUAAAGUCGGUGAACGAGCAGCACCAAGCGGAGAUUAGGAAGAUGAAACGAGAGCGUACGACCGAGAAUGGAGUGGGAGCUUCCAAUGCGGCUAUGGUUCCUUUGUUCAAAAAAGAGAUCGCGAAGAUGAAAGAGACAUUCGAUGAAGACCAGAAACAGAAGGGAGGCAUGUAUCGCGAGAUACAAGGUUACGCAACCCGGGAGCAACAACUACUUCGAGAGGUAGAAUCUCGGGCAAACGGACAGAAGGUUGCACUGCUUACUCUCCUCGACUACCACUCCAGUAAACUGGAUGAUGCCCAUAUCAAACAGAUUGAGGAGUCUCCGGAACUCAUCGAAGCUUGCGCCAAAGACCAAGACUUGGCACGUAAGUACAUGUUGGAGAGCGAGAAACGAGCUGAAGAGAUGGAGAGGAAAUGGGCUACAUUGAAGAAUUACGACAAUGUGACUUAUCGUGAACGUAUUCGGAAAAUGCUCGAAGUUGCUGCCGCAAGCGGAGUUCAGUUGGGCUUGACCAGAGAAGAAUUGUUCGCGGACGAGGAUAAGGUGUCGUUGUAA
This is a messenger RNA of Didymosphaeria variabile, 777 nucleotides long. RefSeq lists its product as uncharacterized. The transcript is spliced from 2 exons. The record is from RefSeq and is a predicted model, not a curated record. The coding region runs from base 1 to 777 and encodes 258 amino acids. Lineage: Eukaryota; Fungi; Ascomycota; Dothideomycetes; Pleosporales; Didymosphaeriaceae.